Molecule: messenger RNA, 1880 nt
Organism: Odocoileus virginianus texanus
Lineage: Eukaryota; Metazoa; Chordata; Mammalia; Artiodactyla; Cervidae
Source: RefSeq, a predicted model, not a curated record
AACUGUCGUUUGAGAAUCAUGGUGCGGCCUGGACUCUCCGCCGCUGCUGAAGAGCGGCAGAGAAAGCUGCAGGAGUACCUAGCAGCCAAGGGAAAACUGAAGUGCCAAAACACCAAGCCUUACCUGAAAGCCAAGAAUAAUUGCCCAAAUCCUCCACCUUCUAAAUCUACUAUUGGACCCAAAAAGGAUGUUACCAACCAUGUUGCCUUGCCAGUCAAAGCUACAAGAUCCAUCAGCAUUAAACUGCAGUCCAGACCUGCCAAUAUCACCAGGUCUCAGAGACCAAAGUUGGAGCCACCAAAACUAGGUAAAAGGCUCACUUCAGAAAGUGUUUCUUCUAACCCAAACGGUAAGCCUCCUGGCAGUAGUCAACAGCUGCAUGGAUUUGGAUCGUCCACUGAUGGAGAACAGCCAAGAGAAACCAUGGGAUCACUUAAUAUACAGGAACUGAAAACUACAAAGCAGCAGGUAACAGAUCAAAGAAUUGCUAAACGUACAGACCCUGUGGACAAUACACAUGUUGAAAAUGAAUCCCUGGGUGGCUGUCUAAAGGAGAUGAAUAAAGAGAACUUGCCCCAAGACUUACCAGACUCUGAAAGGAAGCCAAAUCCUGAAUCCUGGACCAUAAAUAAACCCAAAACAAAUCAAACCAAAAGCACUUUGGCUCCUACCAGAGAAGUCUUGGGCAAAAGCUCAGGGAACGGUGCUGCUCUGACACAGAGAGUUAGGAAACCAUUUGUUGAAGAAACACAAACCAGGGUUCCACCAGGGAAGUCUCAGCAACUCUCUAGAGGAGCAGACCUUAUAAGACCAGGGGGGAAACCCCCCAAAACCCUUCCCUCUCACUUUGUCCAGACACUUAAUAGAUCUCAAGCCACAAAGAAAACAGUGGUUAAGGACAUAAAGGCUGUAAAGGUUAAUAGAGGUAAGUAUGAAAGACCAAAUGAAACUAAGUUACAGUCAUACACUGUUGCUGAGCAGAAAGUAAAACACAGCAAACCCAGUACGCACCCCAAUGUGCUUCAAGGAGGAUGUAACCACAGACAUCCAAACAUUAAGCAAGAUCAUAAAACCACUCAGUCUUGUUGUAGACCUCAGACAUCAUAUGCACUGCAGAAAUCAAAAGCCAUAAGCCAAAGGCCAAAUUUGACUGUUGGCAGCCUUAACUCCAUCAUUCCAAACACCCCUAGCAUCAGAGCAAAUGGAGCCACUGGGCAUAAAUGCAACACCAGCUGUCAGCAAAGAGCACGGACUUUGGACUCCAAGUUCAAAAGCGCUCCUCCCCAGAAUUGUUUUCUAAACAAGACAGCUCCCCGGAUUCAAGCUGGUGGCCCAACCGUAAGUGGAAGAGGAGUCCCAGAUGGGGCGCAAACUAAUCCACGUCAGAAGAUUGCAGCAGAGGAUCGAAGGAAACAGUUGGAAGAAUGGCGGAAAUCUAAAGGAAAAAUCUAUAAACGGCCUCCUAUGGAGCUUAAAACAAAAAGAAAAAUAAUAGAGGAAAUGAAUAUUUCAUUCUGGAAGAGUAUGGAAAAAGAAGAGGAAGAAAAGAAAGCACAACUUGAACUGUCCAAUAAAAUUAACAGCACUCUGACAGAAUGUCUGCAGCUCAUUGAAAGGGUGAGUGAGAACGAUAAUCUUCCAAGCUUUUCCAAGUCUUAGGGUUUUUAAACACUUUUCUUAAGUAUAGUUUCGGGGAGAUAACCUCUGUCUAAGCAGAAAUUUAGCUACUCCUUUUAACAAGGAGGAGUGAUAGUAAUAAUAAUAUACAUACUUAAAUAAUGGCUCCUGGUAUGCUAGGUACUGUUCUAAGCACUUCACUUAUAUUAUCUCAUACAAUUAUCAUAACAACUAUUACUAUAUUCACUUUAUAAAUGAAGCUG